AUGAACGCCGUGUAUUACCAGGCGGUGCGUCCAUCAUACUCUCAUGAUAGGAUACCUAACUCAGCCGCCGCUUGCAGCCCAAACAGCAUCUGCGGCACGGACUCUCACGUCCAUGAAGGGGAGUUCAUCGCCAAGUUCCCUCUUAUCCCGGGCCACGAGGUGAUCGGUGUCGUCGAGAAGGUGGGCAAGGGCGUGGAGGGGUUUGCGAAAGGUGACCGAUGCGUCGCGGAUCCGUCGUCCGUCUGCGAGCGGUGCUUCUACUGCCGACGCGGCCAGCCUCUGCUCUGCGAGGACUACAACGGCAAAGGCGUCACCACGGCGGGCGGAUUCGCCGAAUACAUCGUCUUCUCGGCAGCCAAAGUAUACAAGAUCCACAACCUCACCGACGAAGAAGCUACGCUCGUCGAGCCCGCCGCAUGCGCGAUCCACGGCGUCGACAAGCUCGCCGCGCCCGUGGGCAUCGAGGCGCUCGUCAUCGGCGCGGGGCCCACGGGCCUCAUCCUCGCGCAGCUGCUCAAGCUCAACGGCGCCGCGCGCGUCGUCGUCGCCGCGAAUCGGGGCAUCAAGACGCGCAUCGCGCAGGAGCUCGGCGCGGCGGACGAGUAUGUCGAGCUGGACAGGGAGGCGCCCGAGGCGCAGUGGGCGAGGAUUAGGGAGGAGAAUCCGUAUGGGUUUGAUGUGGUGGUCGAGGCGACGGGAUCUGAGAAGGUUGCGAAUGACUCGAUCAACUAUGUCCGCCGGGGCGGGACGCUGAUGGUGUACGGCGUGUACGCUAACAGUGCCCAGGUCCACUGGGCGCCAUCCAAGAUCUUCGGAGAUGAGAUCAGGAUCAUCGGCUCGUUCGCGCAGAUGCAUUGCUUCCCUCGUGCAGUACAGUAUCUUGACAGCGGGAAGAUCAAGGUCAAGGGCAUGGUUACGGACGUGUUCAAGAUCGACGAGUACCAGAAGGCCCUGGACAAGAUGAGCAGCCGGGAUGCACUCAAGAUUGUUGUGAAGCCAUGA
Molecule: messenger RNA, 1002 nt
Organism: Coniophora puteana RWD-64-598 SS2
Lineage: Eukaryota; Fungi; Basidiomycota; Agaricomycetes; Boletales; Coniophoraceae
Product: GroES-like protein
Exons: 8
Coding region: 1-1002 (333 amino acids)
Molecular function (GO): zinc ion binding; oxidoreductase activity
Source: RefSeq, a predicted model, not a curated record